Cydia splendana is the source of this 3013-nucleotide messenger RNA. RefSeq lists its product as uncharacterized. Bases 1 to 2229 code for a protein of 742 amino acids. The transcript is spliced from 2 exons. Lineage: Eukaryota; Metazoa; Arthropoda; Insecta; Lepidoptera; Tortricidae. Gene Ontology annotation, molecular function: catalytic activity. The record is from RefSeq and is a predicted model, not a curated record.
AUGUAUAUUGGACAAAAUGAGAUGAGCGAUAGGACUAGGGCGUACCCCGCAGGCGACGCGCAGGGGCAGCACCCGGCUUCUGUGGGAAAUGGACAAGGGUUGUCGCACCAGCCCGGGUGGGGGCGACGUAAGAAGCAAGCCCGGGAACCUAAGUGUGUGAGAUUGAGGUAUGCCAGCUGGAAUAUAGGGACUAUGACUGGGAGGGGAAGAGAGCUAGCAGAUGUGAUGAAAAGACGACGUAUAAAUGUAGCCUUCUUACAGGAGACGAAGUGGAAGGGUGCAAGGGCUAGAGAGAUUGGGGAAGGAUAUAAGUUCUACUACUGCGGGAGUAACGGCAAACGCAAUGGGGUCGGUAUAGUACUAGAUAGUCAGUUGAAACAGGGUGUCACUAAUGUAAACAGGAAGAGCGAUAGGAUUAUCGCUAUAAAAGUGAUGCUGGAAAACGUAACACUCAAUUUGAUAAGUGUGUAUGCUCCCCAGAGUGGAUGUGACGAUGUAGUGAAAGAGAAGUUUUGGGAGGAUUUUGAUACAAUUAAAAUGGAUAUACCAGCAAAUGAAGAGAUUUUCGUGGGUGGAGAUUUUAAUGGACAUGUGGGAAGAAUGAAUGUAGGGUAUGAAAGAGUGCAUGGGGGCUUUGGUUUUGGAAGCCGUAACGUGCAAGGUGAAGCACUGUUACAAGCAGCCGCCGCCUUUGACCUGGCAAUUGCCAACACCUGGUUCCAAAAAAGAGAUGAACACCUGAUCACCUACAAAAGUGGUAAACACACGACGCAGAUUGAUUAUUUCCUUGUUAAGCGAAAUAAAAUCAACUGUAUCAAGGACAUUAAAAUCAUACCAGGAGAACAUCUUACUUCGCAGCAUAGGCUGCUUGUAAUCGAUCUCAACAUAAAAGUCCAUAUACUUAAAAGAAAAGAACGGCUUCCACCAAAGAUACGAUGGAAAAUGCUAGAGAAGUAUGAAUGUGCCAAAAAACUCAAAGAACGGGUGAUAGAUAAAAUGAUAGAGAUGAAAGAUAUGGAAGGAUUGAAUGGGAACGAAUGUUGGAAAGAAAUGGCAAACUGUAUAAGGAGAGUAGCGAAAGAUGUCUUGGGAGAAUCGAAAGGCAAAGGCAUCAUAGACAAGGAAACUUGGUGGUGGAAUGAGGAGGUGCAGGAAAUACUAAAGCAAAAGAAACAAGCAUUUAGAGAAUGGCAAAAGGUUAAAGCUGGACAAGAAACUGAGGAGGCAAUAAAAAGAACGAAGUAUAUGGAAUGUAAGAAGAUGGCAAAACGUGCAGUUGCUAUAGCCAGAACAACAGCACAGGACAAAUUGUAUAACUCCUUAAAUAGUCCUCAAGGCGAAAAGCAGCUGUACCGCCUUGCCAAAGCGAGAGAAAGGACUUCCCGUGAUGUAUCUUAUAUAAAAUGUGUGAAAGAUGAUGCAGGAAGGGUGCUAACGAAAGAUGAAGGCAUAAGAGAACGUUGGAAAGGCUACUUUGAAAGGUUGAUGAAUGAAGAGAAUGAUUGGAGUAGAGUACUGGAUCAUAAACCGAUAAAUAUGGGUGCAGUGAGAGAAAUAUAUAUGGAUGAAGUAAGAGCGGCUGUGAGAAGUAUGAAAAAUGGAAAAUCAGUAGGACCAGAUGAUAUACCAGGAGAAGUAUGGAAGUUAUUGCGUGAGGAUGGAUGUAAGUGGUUGACUUUGUUCUUCAAUAAGUUGUUGCAUGAAGAAACUAUUCCCGACGAAUGGUGCGACAGUUUGCUGGUGCCCAUUUUUAAAAACAAAGGGGAUGUACAGGAAUGCAACAACUAUAGAGGAAUAAAGCUCAUGUCACAUAGCAUGAAAAUAUGGGAAAAAGUGAUAGAGAGACGCCUGAGACACGAGAGUGAUAUAACACAAAACCAAUUUGGGUUUAUGCCAGGGAGAGGUACAACAGACGCCAUUUUUGCACUUCGCCAACUGUGCGAAAAAUACAGACGUGCAAAAAAGAACUUGCAUAUGGUGUUAGUGGACCUUGAAAAGGCAUACGAUCGAGUACCCCGAGAGGUUUUGUGGUGGGCUUUGAAAGAGAAAAGCGUGCCUGGGAAGUAUGUGGAGCUAAUUCGGUCAAUCUGCUGGCACCACCGACAGGUUCAGUGUCACGGUAGGCUUGCACCAGGGAUCGGCCUUAAGUCCUUACCUCUUCCUGCUUAUUAUGGACGCUCUGUCGUCGGACAUACAGGAGGAGGCACCCUGGUGUAUGCUUUUCGCUGAUGACAUUGUGCUUGUGGGUGAAGACGGACUCGAGGUACAGAGCAGACUUGAGAAAUGGCGGCAUAAGCUGGAGAAUGUUGGCCUGAAGAUCAGCAGAUCUAAAACUGAGCAUAUGUUCUGCGAUUUCGGCGGUCUCUCCAGUUUCGCUGCCAUGGAACUCGAUGGCGUUACGUUGCCGGUCUGCUCCGACUUCAAGUACCUCGGUUCGCUGGUACAGUGCGAUGGCGAUAUUGACCGUGAUGUGAAAAACCGGAUUAGCACAGGAUGGAUGAAAUGGCGACAGGUCACGGGAACCAUUUGCGACGCCCGAAUGCCUCUUCGAUUGAAGGGUAAAAUUUAUAAAACCAUCAUAAGACCUGUCGUCAUGUAUGGAUCGGAGUGUUGGGCCCUAAAGGUGACGGAUGAAAAGAGGUUGCAUGUAGCGGAGAUGAGAAUGUUAAGAUGGAUGUGUGGUGUGACAAGAAUGGAUAGGAUAAGGAAUGAGUAUAUAAGAGGAAGCCUAAAAGUUGUACCUAUAGUAGAAAAAGUAAGAGCGAAUCGCCUAGCGUGGUACGGGCAUGUGAUGCGGAGGGAUGAAAGUCAUGUGACGAAAAAGGUAUUACGAAUGAAUGUGGAGGGAAGUAAUGGGAGAGGAAGACCGAGAAAAGGGUGGAUGGACUGUGUGAGAGAUGAUAUGAAGCGAACGCAAGUGAAUGAUGAGAUGACGGGCGAGAGAGAGGCAUGGAAGAAAAAGACAUGCUGCGCCGACCCCAAAUGAAUGGGAUAAGGGCAAGCGAAUGAUGAU